Adineta steineri is the source of this 1008-nucleotide messenger RNA. The record is from the annotation of a GenBank genome assembly. NCBI's taxonomy places the organism in Eukaryota, Metazoa, Rotifera, Eurotatoria, Adinetida, Adinetidae.
AUGAAUGCUGCACGACUACUUCAUACAGCAUCCAUAUUAGAAAAUGGUAAAGUAUUAGUUAUUGGUGGAGCUGGUACUGAUAGUACUCUCAAUAGUGCUGAAUUAUAUGAUCCAACAACAGGCAGUUGGACAAAUACAGGAAACAUGAGUGUCGCACGAUACUAUCAUACAGCAUCCACAUUAGGAAAUAGACAAGUAUUAGUUACUGGUGGAUUCAAUGAUACUACUCCGUUUAAUAGUACCGAGUUAUAUGAUCCAACAACAGGUAGCUGGACAACUGCAGGAAGCAUGAAUGUUGCACGAUACUAUCAUACAGCAUCCAUAUUAGGAAAUGGGAAAGUAUUAGUUACUGGUGGCUAUGGUACUAGUAGAACUCUCAAUAGUGUUGAAUUCUAUGAUCCAACAACAGGCAGUUGGACAAGUACAGGAAACAUGAGUGUCGCACGAUAUUAUCAUACAGCAUGCAUAUUGGUAAAUGGACAAGUAUUAGUUACUGGUGGAUCUAACGAUGAUAGUAAUCUCAAUAGCUCUGAAUUAUAUGAUCCAAAAACAGGUAAUUGGAUAACCACAGGAAGCAUGAAUGUCGCACGAUACUAUCACACAGCAUCCAUAUUAGAAAAUGGCAAAGUAUUGGUUACUGGUGGAUUUGGUGAUAAUGGUAUUCUCAAUAGCACUGAAUUAUAUAAUCCAACAACAGGUAGCUGGACAAAUACAGGAAACAUGAAUGUCGCACGAGCCUUUCAUACAGCAUCCGUAUUAGAAGAUGAAAAAGUAUUAGUCACUGGUGGAUAUAAUUUUAAUUAUAAUUUCAAUAGUGCUGAAUUAUAUGAUCUAACAACCGGUAGUUGGACAAGUACAGGAAACAUGAGUGUCUCACGAUAUUAUCAUACAGCAUCCAUAUUAGGAAAUGGGACAGUAUUAAUUGCUGGUGGAAAUGAUGGUUUCCAAAUGAUAUUUCCUGGCCAAUUUUUACGUUACUUUACUCUCAAUAGCACUGAACUAUAUUGA